CUGAAAGGAUCCUUCCUUUUUCCUUCCCUUCCACACAAAAACAUCAUCUUUCUCUCUCUCUCUCCCUCUCUCCCUCUCUCUCACACACACACGCGCACAUCACACACACACACUCUCUCGCUCUCUCCUUUCCCGAUUGCACUGUACGAACACGAUUUGAGAUGGGGAUAUACCUCAGCACCCCGAAAACAGAGAAGGCCUCUGAAGAUGGUGAGAAUGACAAGCUUCGAUACGGUUUGUCUUCCAUGCAGGGUUGGCGUGCUUCCAUGGAGGAUGCUCAUGCAGCUCAUCCAUAUUUGGAUGAUUCUACGGCUUACUUUGGUGUUUAUGAUGGCCAUGGAGGCAAAGCAGUUUCGAAAUUCUGUGCCAAGUAUCUUCACCUGCAGGUGCUUAAGCAUGAAGCUUACUUAGCUGGAGAUUUAGGCACAUCUUUACAGAAAUCUUUCCUCAGAAUGGAUGAGAUGAUGCGCGGACAAAGAGGGUGGAGAGAAUUAGCAGUCUUGGGAGAUAAAAUAGAAAAGUUAUCUGGUAUGCUAGAGGGGUUUAUAUGGUCUCCCAGGAGUAGUGAAGCCAAUGACCGAGUUGAUGAUUGGGCUUUUGAGGAGGGACCCCAUUCUGAUUUCAGUGGACCGAACUGUGGAAGUACAGCUUGUGUGGCUGUCAUCCAAGGAAACAAACUUGUAGUCGCAAAUGCUGGUGAUUCUAGAUGUGUGUUAUCAAGGAAGGGCCAGGCACACAAUUUGUCUAAAGAUCACAAGCCUGACCUUGAGGCUGAGAAAGACAGGAUUCUAAAAGCUGGUGGUUUCAUCCAAGUUGGACGUGUCAAUGGAAGUUUAAACUUGGCUAGAGCAAUUGGAGACAUGGAAUUCAAGCAGAACAAGUAUUUGCCUGCUGAAAAGCAGAUUGUGACUGCUGAUCCGGACAUAACUUCUGUUGAGCUUUGCGAUGAUGACGAGUUUCUUGUAAUAGCUUGUGAUGGGAUAUGGGAUUGCAUGUCUAGCCAACAGCUUGUGGACUUUAUACAUGGACAGUUAAAGACAGAGAAUAAACUUUCUGUGGUUUGUGAGAAAGUAUUUGAUAGGUGCUUGGCACCAACAGCUGGUGGCGAGGGAUGUGAUAACAUGACCAUGAUCUUGAUUCAGUUCAAAAAUCCUUCGAAUACAGGUGGUGCUGUCACAAACCAACCUCAGUCGUCUGAUCAACCAUCCGAAGCUGAUAGAAGUUCAGAGAAAAUAGAAACGAAGUGAGAAAGAAUUUCAGACCCGAGUAUAUGGCCAUCAAAUUUCGUACUGCAUGUUGAAGCAAUGGUGGGCAGAGGUGUUCAUGGGUAACAUUUCAUAUCCAGAUUCCUGGAUGUUGAUUCUCAAAUAGGGGAUUGUAAAUUUGUGAAAAACUGCUAGUUGAUGGGGUUAUUGACUUUGUACAUAAGUGGUGUGGGUGUCUAAAAUAUGAAGGGGAUAAAAUGGUUCAGCAAGCAUGCUGGUAGACCGUUACAUGGAUGGCUAAAAUAACCUUUUGGAAAAUUACCAAUGGUCGUUAACCGGAAGAACACGUAAAACAACGUGUCUGGAUUCCGUAGUCAUAUUCGUUAUCCGUGAUCUGGAUAAGAUGUUUCUUAAGGAUUCAGUGCGAUGUAUGGAAUUUUUUUGUUUGUGCACUCUAAAGACCCCCUAGUUGGUUCAUACACCUGUGAUCCACUUGACAUGACUGUUAUUGUUGUUAAUUUUCUAUUUUGGAGAUGAUACUUCCUCGUUAAUUUAUUGACCGAUUAUA
Messenger RNA from Gastrolobium bilobum, 1773 nucleotides. RefSeq names its product probable protein phosphatase 2C 60. Gene Ontology annotation, molecular function: cation binding; protein serine/threonine phosphatase activity. Lineage: Eukaryota; Viridiplantae; Streptophyta; Magnoliopsida; Fabales; Fabaceae. Gene Ontology annotation, biological process: protein dephosphorylation. Bases 162 to 1247 code for a protein of 361 amino acids. The record is from RefSeq and is a predicted model, not a curated record. The transcript has 11 exons.